CGCUCACCGAGAAGAGUCAAUUUGAACUUAACUUGUGUAGCGGGUUGGGUCUCUUGGUUCUAGUUUUGAUUCCAAAUAUUCUUGGAAUGAUUGAAAGCAAAGUCCGAAGCUUGCAGUAUAUUUUUGAGUUCCCUCAAAUUACAGACCUAUUCGAUGUCUCUGAACGACAAGGGCAGGGUACAUUUGCCUCUGUCUUGGCGGUCAAAAGUAAACAAGAUCCUGAUGAAUCCAAAUACUAUGCUUUGAAAAUGAUUAUCCCAACAGUCGAUGUUCGUAGAAUUGAGAAUGAAAUUCGUAUUCUGAGAAGAUUAGGGUAAUAUUUGGUUACUCAUUUAUACAAUAAAAUACUUUCAGUGGUAAGCAUAAUGUAAUUCAAAUGCAUACAGCAAUGCGGAUUCGUGAUCAUGUCUUCAUUUUAAUGCCUUUUAUUGAUUACAUCCCUUUCACAGUAGGCUAAGGAAUAUUUAUUUCUUAUGCUUCAUUUUUUCUUGUGAGGACUAUUAUCUAACUGCAGAUGAGAAAGAAAUCAGACGAUAUAUGCGCGCACUCCUCUCAGCCUUAGCUCAUGUUCAUAAAUACAAAGUAAUCCACCGUGAUGUAAAGCCUACAAACUUUCUUAUGGAUCAAAAAACAAAACAAUUUUUUCUCGUAGAUUUUGGUCUGGCACAUUCUGAAGAGUUUGGUGAUAUUGAUGAAAGAUGGGAGCGCAAAUUUGAAGUCAACUCAGAUUCAGAUACAAAGAAAAAUGAAUUAAUGAAAAGAGUUUCAAGUUUUUCUCGGUUUCUGCGAUGUUGUAAUAACCGUUUCUUGAGUGUAAUUGAAUUGACAAAUCUUAGCAUACCAGAGAAUAACCAGCGUGUAAAUGUAACAAACAGAGAAAACAGUUAUACUCAUAAACGAGAUUCCAUGGAUUCUAAAAACUCAUUAUUCGCUUAUACGUGCAAUUCAAAAAUCGAUAACAAAUCAACAUUUAAAGGUGCAUCUAUCAAAUCCUCUCAACAAAUAUCAAGUAACCUGACACAAUCUUUAGGACAAGGAGGAUGUGUUUGUGGUUCACGUCUCACUGUAUGUCGUGGUUGUCGACAUUUACCUCGAGCACCGACUGUUCGUAGAGGCGGAACACUUGGAUUUAGGCCUCCAGAAGUAAUGAUGCGUCAUAUCGAACAAACAACUGCUGUUGAUAUAUGGGCUGUUGGGAUUAUAUUUAUUUCCUUCCUUUCCGGUCGUUAUCCUUUUAUAAAAGUAGACGAUGAUUUGGAUGUACUUCAUGCUUUCACUCAUCUAAUUGGAUAUGAACGCAUGCAAAUGGGUGCCAGAAGCAUUGGUAGGAGACUGUUACUUGAUCCUAGACCACCACCUAUGGAAGCUAGUGAUUCACCUGUUGUCUGGCUUAAAACAAGAUGUUCUGCAAUUAGAUUAUAUGAGAAAAAAUUUGCUGGUCUACCUCCUUUAUUACGUAAAACUACAAUAAAGUCAACUAAUGAUAAUUCUAUACAAACUACAGAAUUAUCUAAUGGAAAACCAAUGAUUGCUUUAUCAUCAACUCAUAUAUUUCCAACUUCAGCUUAUGAUUUAUUAGCUCGUUUAUUAGAACCAUGCCCAAAGAAACGAAUUACUGCUUUAGAUGCACUUCAUCAUCCAUAUUUUUGUAAUAUUAAAACUCAACGACAUUCUAGUAUACCAUUAAAAUAUCCAAAUAUACAAUCAAAUUCAUUAUUUCAUAAACGUACAUCUCGUUCAAGUUUAUGUGAAUCAACAACAAAUUUUAUACCAAGACCACAAUUUUGUUGAAAAUGAUUAAAUUAUUGAUUUUCUAAAUUGAUAAUCUUUGUAAUAAAUUUAAAUAUUUAAUCUAAAUGGAUUUUUGAGUCAGGAGAGAUGGGGAUGAAUUUUCCCCAUCAUUGUAUCAUUAAUUCCACCUAUUGGACAUAUCACAGUAAAUUAAUCAUAUUGAUUGAUUGAUCUAAACAUUCAAAUACUGUACAGAGAUUGUAUCUUUCGUAUAUCCUAGUAACAUUGUAAUUAAAGUUUAAAAUAUAUAGUUAUGUUUUAUAAUUUCUUAAUAAUUCACUUUCUA
Schistosoma margrebowiei is the source of this 2077-nucleotide messenger RNA. Lineage: Eukaryota; Metazoa; Platyhelminthes; Trematoda; Strigeidida; Schistosomatidae. The record is from the annotation of a GenBank genome assembly.